Messenger RNA from Colletotrichum orchidophilum, 900 nucleotides. RefSeq lists its product as uncharacterized. The record is from RefSeq and is a predicted model, not a curated record. NCBI's taxonomy places the organism in Eukaryota, Fungi, Ascomycota, Sordariomycetes, Glomerellales, Glomerellaceae. Bases 1 to 900 code for a protein of 299 amino acids. The transcript has 3 exons.
AUGCGAGCCAGAGCGAAGCACCUCGAUCUAUCAGACUGCGAGCCAUGGUCAAUGGGAAUUCACGUCUACAAUGAAGUCGGCGGACACGACUUCCUCCCCUACGAUACCUCGUCACCAUUACCCGAAGAGACAUCCUAUCUCUCCAAGUCCUUCAGCACCCGAGACCACGACCUCCAGCGGAACAUUCAACUAUUGUCAAAUGACGGGCUAUUGGCCUUGCAUCAGUGCCUGUCUCAGGAGCUCGAAAAUGAAAAUCCCAGCGAUGAUAACGCCUCUAACAAUGAGCAUAUCUUCGGCGGCGAAGGCCUGGGUCCGCAAAACCAGCUCUACGGCUCCGAGGAUAUUCAAGACGUUGCCCGGACGAGACUGUGGAGCUUGAGUACUUCCCCUCUCAUCGCCAGCGAGUCCUUCCACGUUAUCUUGAUUUACCUCGACAACAAGGGUGACUCGGUCCUCAAGAAGUCAGUUUGGCCGAUGUGGACAGACUUCGAUUGUUUCAUCCAAACAAUGUCCAAGUUUCAUUCCAAGGUGACGGAUACAAUGGGCAGUAACGUGGAGAAUAUCAAGCGAAAGUACGUCCAGCUGAUCGAUGACUUCAUCAUAUCUAAGCCCGCCCCUCCAAAAGCCGCCGCUGCCAGAACAUACCAGACCUGGUUCAAUAAUCUUGACAUAAUGAAUGAUGCGUGGGCCUACCUUUGGCAGCGCAAAUUCAUCAAGCAGCUGCCCGAAAUACUACAGCUAAUUGGCCGGCCUCUCCCUGAACCUUCAGAAACAGAAUUAACUGCGAACAGCAAGCCUGCGCUGGUAGGAGGCCCCUACGACUUCGACAGCCUCUUGGAAGCUUCCACGGACGAAAACAUGGAGGAGGACGAUUGGCCUCAGCCUGGAGAAUUCGACUGA